AGCGCCUGAAGAAAGCCCAGCAGGAGAAACGGUGCACCGGCAAAACACAUCUCACAGCAGACGGAUCACUGACGUCUCUGAGUUACAGUAAAGCUCGUCACCUGCAGAACCAAUGAGAAUCAACGCUCACAGGAGGAGGAACCAGAGGAGGGCUUCGCUAUAAGCUUGCUAAGCAGGAAGAAAAACCAUUCAAACACAUGCUGUUGUUGAGAGUAGAAAAUGGCAAAGAGAAGAGCUCAGCUGGAUUCAGAAAAGUUAUCUUGUUCCAUCUGUCUGGAACUCCUGAAGGAUCCGGUGGCGGUUCCCUGUGGACACAGCUACUGCAGCAGCUGUAUUAAAGGACACUGGGAUCAACAGGACAACAGGGGAUUCUACAGCUGUCCUCAGUGCAGGAAGAAGUUCAGACAGAGACCUGACCUUGAGAAGAACUUCCUGUUAGCAGAGCUAGCGGAGGAUCUGAAGAAGCCUGAACUCCAAGCUGCUGCAGCUGAUCUCUGCUCUGCUGGACCUCAAGAUGUGUCCUGUGAUGUUUGCUCUGGGAGGAAGCUGAAAGCCGUCAAGUCCUGUCUGGUCUGUUUGGUCUCUUACUGUGAGGAACACCUCCAACCUCACUAUCAGUCUGCUGCUUUUAAGAAACACCAGCUGGUGGAGCCCUCCAAGAAGCUCCAGGAGAAGAUCUGCUCUCUUCACGAUGAGGUGAUGAAGAUUUUCUGUUGCACUGAUCAGCAGAGUAUCUGUUACCUCUGCACCAUGGACCAACACAGAGGACAUGAAACAGUUCCAGCUGCAGCAGAGAGGAGGCAGAAGCAGAAGGAGCUGGAGGAGAGUCGACUAAACAUCGAGCGGAGAAUCCAGGAGAGAGAGAAAAACAUGGAGCUGCUUCGGCAGCAAGUGGAGGCUAUCAAUGUCUCUGCUGAUGAAGCAGUGAAGAACAGCGAGGAGAGCUUCACCCAGAUGAUCAGUCUCAUCCAGAAGAGGAGUGAUGAGGUGACGCAGCAGCUCAGAUCCCAGCAGCAAACUGCAGUGAGUAGACUCAAGGAGCUUCAGAAGAAGCUGAAGCAGGAGAUCAGUGAGCUGAAGAGGAAAGACGUCCAGCUGGAGCAGCUGGCUCACACAGAGGACCACACCCAGUUUCUGAUCAGCUACCCCUCAGUGUCAGCACUCAGUGAGCUCACACACUCCUACAGCAUCCUGACUGCUCCUGUCAGAUACUUUGAGGAUGUGGCAGCAGCUGUGUCAGAGAGCAGACAGAAAGUACAGGACAUCCUGAGAGAGACAAGGACAAACAUCUCACUGAGAGCUGCUGAAGAACUUGCAGCCAGAGACCAGAGCAGACUUCUUCCAAUAUUCAAAAGAGAUCACACUGGAUCCAUCGUCUGCAUACAGAUAUUUACUAUUAUCUAACAGAAACAGAAAAGUAUCUUUAACAUGGUGUUAUGGCAAUUUUAUUUAAUAAAGGGCAUCCGCCGGUGA
Salarias fasciatus (jewelled blenny) is the source of this 1473-nucleotide messenger RNA. RefSeq names its product E3 ubiquitin/ISG15 ligase TRIM25-like. Gene Ontology annotation, molecular function: zinc ion binding. The coding region runs from base 220 to 1404 and encodes 394 amino acids. Lineage: Eukaryota; Metazoa; Chordata; Actinopteri; Blenniiformes; Blenniidae. The record is from RefSeq and is a predicted model, not a curated record. The transcript has 2 exons.